Molecule: messenger RNA, 3923 nt
Organism: Anopheles arabiensis
Lineage: Eukaryota; Metazoa; Arthropoda; Insecta; Diptera; Culicidae
Gene: Oga
Product: protein O-GlcNAcase
Exons: 5
Coding region: 27-3536 (1169 amino acids)
Biological process (GO): glycoprotein metabolic process
Molecular function (GO): beta-N-acetylglucosaminidase activity
Source: RefSeq, a predicted model, not a curated record
UGGCCCAACACUCGCUAGACUGCGAUAUGGCUGAAACGGUGACGGAUGCACCCUCGGAACCAGCCCAUCCGGGGAUGAGCCUGCAGGAAGGCACGGAUGCUGGGAUGCUUGGAGCGGCCGGCACAACAAACACCAUCAUCACCAGUACCACCACCACCACCGACGCGGAGUUGCUGCCCGACGGCGGUAACUGCCAUACGCCGGCGGAAGGGUUCAUCUGCGGCGUGGUGGAAGGGUUCUACGGCCGCCCGUGGACAACGGAGCAGCGGAAGGAUCUGUUCCGCAAGCUGAAGCAGUGGGGCAUGGACGCGUACAUCUACGCACCGAAGGACGACUACAAGCACCGGGCGUACUGGCGCGAGCUGUACACGGUGGAGGAGGCGGACCACCUGACCGGGCUCAUAGCGGCCGCCCACGAGCAGGGCAUCAACUUUUACUACGCCCUGUCGCCCGGUCUGGACAUCACGUACAGCAGCGCGAAGGAGAUCGGCAUCCUGAAGCGCAAGCUCGACCAGGUGUCGCAGUUCGGGUGCAAAGCGUUCGCCCUGCUGUUCGACGACAUCGAGCCGGAAAUGUCGAAACCGGACAAGGAGGUGUUUCAGAGCUUCGCCCACGCCCAGGUGUCGGUGACGAACGAAAUCUUCAACCACCUGAACUGUCCCCGGUUUCUAUUCUGCCCGACCGAGUACUGCAGCUCGCGGGCAGCGCCCACCGUCAAGCAGUCCGAGUAUCUGAACACGCUCGGCUCGAAGCUGGUCCGAGCGAUCGACAUCCUGUGGACGGGACCGAAGGUCAUCUCGAAGGUGCUUACGGUGGAGUGUAUCGAGGAGAUCACGGAGGUGCUGAAGCGACCGCCCGUCAUCUGGGACAAUCUGCACGCGAACGAUUACGACCAGAAGCGCGUGUUUCUUGGCCCGUACAGUGGCCGGUCGCCGGAGCUGAUACCGCUGCUGCGCGGUGUCGUGACGAAUCCGAACUGCGAGUUUCACGCCAACUCCAUCGCCAUCCAGACGCUGGCGUUCUGGAGCAAGUGCAGUGCGGACACGAAGAUUGCCAGCUCGCUGUCGCCCGACAUUAAGCUGGAGACGGAGAACGAGCAGGGCAUCUGUGAGGGCGAUGCGCCGGCAUUCCUGUCCGAGAACGUGUACCAUCCACGGUUGGCGCUGAAGAAUGCGAUCGCCAACUGGUUGCCGGAGUUCUACCAGGAAAAGGAAGCCUGGGGACCGAUUACCAAACCUCAGCCGGCUGUAACAAUGGUGAUGCCCAUCAUUCCCAUCAUACCGUCGGUGAACACGUGCAUGACGCUAACGUCGACCAGCACAACGACCACGACCACUGCCACCGCUCUGCCGAUGCCGGAAGUCAACACCACCCAGCUGCAGCUGUUUGCGGACGUGUGCAGCACCGUCACGAACGUGGCGGAAACACUGCCCAAUCCCAUCAUGAACUCGCUCGUCUCGGCGACGAAGGUGGUCACCAACGAAUCGAUUCCGAAUCCGGUCGUGGCAGCGGUGAACCAUAUCGCUAUUCCGCCGACGAUCCCGCUCUCCAGUAUUCCGGUGCCGCUGCUGAACAUGAAACCCACGGAAAGCGACGGGGCCGAGGCGGUGGACUGUUGUCGGGAGCCGGCCAACAGUGUAGACAUGGAGAAGGUCAACCCGAAUGGUUCGUGUCGCCCCGAAGGAGAUGCAGCUCCACUCCUGGACGGUGAUGCGGUGAUACGGGACGAAUCGAAUGAGCAGCGACGGGAAGAUGACGGCGCAGACGGUCAGCGACAGACGAUCACGGAAGAGGAGGCAAAAAUGCUGGACCUGGAGGAAAACGAGGUAAAGAUGGUGGAUGCAAGCGAGGAGCCGGACGAUAAGAUGACGGUAAGCGACGAACAGGUGGCAAUCUGUCAGGCACCGCCGGCCCUGGACAAAAUGGUAGACGACGAAAGUGAUAGCAAGCCGGACGCGAGCGGGUCCGUCGUGCCGGAACCGAUGGAGUGUGGCAGCAAUCUGACCUCGCCCAAGCAUCAGCUGAAAACGCACUUCGACGAUAUUGUGAUGUCGGAAACCACGUCGACCUGCUCCGGGACGAUGCAAGUCGAAAGCUCCGACACGUCGCUAGAAAUGGCAGAAGAUAAAAAUGGGCAGGAAAAACAGAUAACCGCCGGUGACAUAAUGCUGCUGUGCGAUCUGUUCUACCUGCCGUUCGAGCACGGUUCGAAAGCGCUGCAGCUGCUGAGCGAAUUCUACUGGCUGCGCAACAACGCGUACGUGCUUUGCGCGCAGCGCACGAACCGUGGCGGAAAGCAGCGCACAACCAGCACGGCCAGUGCGGGCGGUGGCGUUACACCGACCACCGAUGGUGCUGCUGCUGCUGGGCAACCGUCGGGCGAGGAUAUAACGGAAGCGAGCAACGGGCCUGCAACGGAUGGGCGCGAUCUGAGCAAGUGCGACGCCCAGGAGUGGCUGCGCCGCUCGGAAUCGUUCCAAACGCUGUGUCAAAGUAUUUUCCUGCUGACGAAGAAGAUAGCGAACUGUGCGAACAAGGAAAUGUGUUACGAUUUGUUUUCGUACGUCUGGGACAUUGCCAGUGUGCUUUCGCUGCUGAGCGCCUUCGUGAAGUGGCUAGCGUUGGGCAAUUUUCCUCCCACGAUCAAUUCGUUCACGCAGGGUGGAUAUAAUUGGUUUAGCAAAGGCUGGAAGGAAACGUUCAUGUCCGGCGACCAGGAACCGUGGGUAUUUCGGGGCGGUUUGGUGGCCGACCUGCAACGGCUGAUUCCGCUCGAUACGGGUAACGAUCUGUUCCUGUACAAAACGCCCGAAACGUCCGCCGUGCGGCUGUACUCGAUACGCCCGUACAUGUUUAGCGAUGAGGCCACGCUGUACGACAUCUGCCACCGGACGGCACUGGAUGGCGAGCCGAUGGCUGACCGGCCAGCGCAAAGCCCCCUCGGCCAGCUGAUAGCGGACCGGUAUCUGGGCCCGUUCCUGACGCUGGCGCCCGAGCUUUGCCUGGUGAUCGAGGACCACAACGGACAGACCGUCGGGUACGCCUGCGCAGCGCUGGAUGCGAAAGUGUUCGUCCGAAACAUGGAGCACUGCUGGAUACCGGAGAUGUGCAUCAAGUAUCCCGUGUCGCUCGCACCGGCGGCGGAACAGCCGGAUGGCAGCACGGGUGGCGGCAGUCCGGAGGAGAUAGCCGGCCCCAACCAGGCGGCCGGUUCCCGAACAUCACAAAUGGUUCGUGAUAGUAUUCACUACUUUCACAGCUUCCAAAACGACUAUCCGGCGGCCGUGCUGGGCAAGCAUCCGUCGCUGAUGUGCUGCCGCAUCCUGAAGGACCACUUCAUGGAGGACGAGACGGUGUGCAAGCGGGUGGUGACGGUACUGCUGGCGGCACUGCGCUGCCACGGCACUUCCUUCGGCGUGCACGUGUGCAUCAGUCGUAGCGAUCGGUUUUUGUACCAGUUUUAUGCGAAGCUUGGCUUUGUGGAGAUUGCCGGUACCGAGCCGGACCCGAACCUGUACAUGGGCCGGAGCUUCUAAGCGGGUCGGUGUCGGCAACCCAACCAGCCAAACUCACAUACUCACACGUGUGUACGAGCGUGCUUCUUAAUCGACGGUGAUCAAUUCAGCUCCUUCAGCUCCGUCCUAUCGGCAUGGACGGCCUUCUGCAAACGAUUCUAUCCCUCCCGAGCGUAUCCUUCCUAAGGGGUAGCAUAAGCGGGUACGUGUUUAUGCUUUACCUGUAAUUCUCAAUUCUCAAUUGGAAUGCUAGGGACAGUGGAGCUUUCCUUUCCUCUUCCUGGCUCGAUGCAUCGCAAUCUCGCAACAUCGUAUCGUAUUAUUCGGUUUACGCAAACGGAGACUGGCUUAAUAAAAAUGCAUGUAUUACGCGCGACACGACGUUCGGCGGCAAGAUGUGUGUAGAAA